AUGCGAUUCAGAUCGCGACGACGACGACGUGAGGCUGCAGAAACCCCAAACACGGUCUGUCUAUCUCACCUCUCUCGUCGCCGUCACGAGCAGCGCAUAAGGCGAUGGGAAGAAAUGCAGUGGUGGCGAUGGCUGAAUCGGGGUUGGGAUUUUUUUGUUCGGUGUGGUGGCUUUGCUGGAUCCAACGAUGGCGGAGGUAACAUUGGAUAUGGUGGUGUUGUGGUUCUGAUGGUGGCGGUGGACAUCGUGGUGUUCGAUAUUUCUCGUCACUGCCCACAGGAGUUGUCUUCCGAGGAAAUGGUGGGCAAUGGCUGGCCCACCCGGAUGGAAUAUCAUAUCGACAACGAUCUGAGGGCUCAUUCGGGAAAAGUUACGACGUAUUGUAACUUUUCCAGCUAUGCGACAGUACUUGAGGGGCUGGACGAGGAGCAUAUUGACUUACUCCGUCGAUCAUUUUUAUGGUCGUUCUAUCCGUUGAAGGACGUGCAGUUCUCUGGACAAAUUGUGGAUUCUUUAUUACUUCGGCUGCUUAAACCAGUCGAUGGCGAUCAGUUAUAUUUUGCUAUUGGGGACGGGAAGGUAUGUAGAUUCUCGAUCCUUGAAUUUGCCCUGAUUACGGGCUUGAGAUGUACCGGGGAAGAAGAAGCUAGAACCCGUAUUAUACGAAAUAAAAGGUUAUUGGAUUUAUAUUUUGGAGGUAAAGGGCCAGUUACACCACCACAGUUAGAGGACGCAUUUAGGAAAUGCGAUCACAUGUUAGACAAGUUGAAGUUAGGGUUGGUGUAUAUAUUGGAGAGUAUAUUGAGGUGUCGACAUCGUAGGACGUCGAUUGAUCUUUUUUCAUUGGAUGUUGUUGAUGAUAUCGAUGCUUUCAACAGCUUUCCAUGGGGUCAGAGAUGUUACACCGAUACUCUCCAUGUAUUCAGAAGGGUACAGACUAUGCCGAAAUCGGAGAGGGGCGAUCGCAAAUAUGAUGUAUAUGGCUUUUGCAUGGCUUUGCAGCUGUGGGCAUAUGAGGCUAUCCCUGCUUUGGGUAGCAAAUGGGCGAUCAGAAGGGAGACUAGCUGCCCACGAAUGCUUCAUUGGCGAGCACAUGAAAAGCCAUCGGCUAAAGAUUUGAUAGUUAUCCUCGACGAUCCUCAGCUCGAAGUUCAUGCUGAGUUGGCUGUCUCGGUGGAAGAGGAGGAUGCAAUAUAUGUACGUGAAUUACUUGUUCCCCCUACUGAAGACGAUCCAGUAUUUGAGUCCGUUCCGGAUAGAAAUAUAGAGCGCCAUCCGGAACUUCCACUUAGGAGAUCUCCUUCGCCUCCACCGAUGAGAUCUCCGUCACCUCCACCGAUGAGAUCGCCUCUACCGCCAUUAUCUCAUUCUCCGAGGAUAUCUCCGUCUCCCGUACCCACCCACCUCCCACAUGGAUCGCCUACACCCAGUCAAACCCGUCAUUCAGAUGAUUUCUUUGCACGCAUGACUGGCAUUAUUAGAGAGGAGCUGGGAACGAUGCGACGUGAUUUUCUGACAGAGGUAGUCGCAUUACGAGAGGAGAUAAGGGUAUUGCGACGGGAUUUUACGACAGAGAUCGUCGCAGUACGAGAGGAGAUAGGGGUGCUGCAACGAGAUUUUACGACAGAUGUAGUAGCUUUGCGAGAUGAGAUUGGAGUGCUGCGACGAGAUAUAGGAGACCUUCAUACUGAGGUUGCAGCACUUCGAGGCGAUGUAGCAGGCGUCCGAGGGAAUGUCGGGGAGACUGGUGUCCCUCGAGAUUGGUGGGCAACGGCCGGGGGAAUCGAUGAGUUUUUUGGUUCGGUGUUGGAGGCCGAGAGGGAGGGGGUGGAGGUCGGGCAGGAGGAGGCCGGGAUGCCCGGGAUAGAGGUCGGGCCGGAGGUGCCGGAGGAGGCAGAGAUAGAGGGGGUGGAGGGAGGGACAAGGGUGGCCGAGGAGGUAGCGGAGGGGACAUCAGAGGUGAUAGUAGAGGGGGAUGAUCAGGUUGCGGAGGAUGAGAGGACGCUGGAGAUGACGGAUGACGAGGUAGUAUUCGUGUCCGAGGGGGCGACGGAGGUCCUGAAGGGUAAGAAGCGUGCUGCUGACGCGCCAGAGCUGAUGGUCGGUAAGAGAUCAAGAUUGCCGUCACAGUACGUCGUUUCUCCCUACACGGUCGAGGCGAAGAGAAGGGGAUUUGUGGAUGGGGCGUACCCCAAUCUUUUUCGCGACGUCGACCCAGUCAGACAGAAGGCGUUCGAUGAUUGGUUCAAAUCCCUUAAGUCCGAAGAUAGUUAUACCAUCGGCUGUAUGACCGUGCCCAAUGCUAAAAAGUGGUUUGAAGAUGUACUGACGACCUCAGCUUGGCUCGCUGAUGAUCAUAUCGACUUGGCUAUGGAAUUGUUACGCGAUCGGGCGCGGAGAUACCCGAGAUCGUAUGACAGUCCUACUCGAGUUAUCUUGAGCGCUGAGUUCGUUCGUGUCGUAGAUAUUGAGCAUCAGGAACUCCUAAGCAAGGGGAAUGAUUAUGUUCUGUCUGAGUACAUGCUGGAGUGGGUGAUUGGACUACAGUUGAGGUGCGGAAAGCCGUGAACGGAUUGUACACAUAUGUACAUUCCAGUGAUCGCGAACUCACACUGUUUUUCGGUGGAGAUCGUAUUUGCUGAUUCCACCAUAUAUGUGUACGACUCUGAUCAUAGCUGUCUGACACAAAGUCAAUUGGAGCAAAUACUGGAGCCAUUGGCUGUGAUCGUGCCCAUGAUGGCUAGUCAUGCGAUGAUUCGAGUAAAUGAUAGAUUAGCCAUUGUGCGGAACACGACGACGGCGAGACAAGAAAGAUCGGGUGACUGUGGCUUAUUUGCAAUCAAGUACAUAGAGUUCUUGAGCAUUGGUCGCAAUGUUGAUACAAUAAAUCAGUCUUGGAUUGAUAUGUGGAGGCAUAAAUUAGCUUGCGACUUGUAUGAAUAUAACUGUGAU
This is a messenger RNA of Olea europaea var. sylvestris, 2952 nucleotides long. RefSeq lists its product as uncharacterized. The transcript has 9 exons. Lineage: Eukaryota; Viridiplantae; Streptophyta; Magnoliopsida; Lamiales; Oleaceae. The record is from RefSeq and is a predicted model, not a curated record. Bases 1 to 2568 code for a protein of 855 amino acids.